GAUGUGAUAUACUUUUUCUCUGGGGAAACUGUGAGAACGCGACGGAUUCCCCUAAAGCUUCAGAAGUGCGUAAUGACAGCCAUGACAGCUUUCUUUUAGUUAUAACUUCGAUGUACUUUUUGAUCCCUAUGGCUAUUUUGAAUUUUUUUUUUGCAUUCAUCGAUCUUAUCGUCUGUGAUUGUUUGUUUUGUCUGGAUUUAGUGGAAUGCAUUCCACCAAAGAUAAAGGAAAAUUGCCCAUCCAGAUACUAUUAACUUGUUCCCUAAUUAAAAUGUGUCAUUAAAGAUGAAUGAAAGUGGACAAGGUGCUGUGCCAGCUGCUUUGCCUGGUGGGUAUGCAACUAGCAUACCAGCUUCAGGCAUUGGAACAUCAACAGUCUUCCUAGGGCAAGACAAUUGGAUGACUGCACCAAAUACUCAUCUUGGUACCUCAUACAGUGUUUUAACUCCUCAUUAUCCGCCAGAAUAUUCAUUACCUGAUGCUAUGAGACCAGCAUUUUAUACAACUGGUUUUAGUGCUGUAUCAUCAUCACCUAGUUUUAUUCAUAAUCAAGUCAUAGAUACCCGUGCUCAAGAACAAUUGUAUGCCAAAGCUGUUGUGAGUGGAUCCAGUUUUCAAGUCGGAUUCCCUUCUAUAAAUUCUUCCCCACUUACUGCCUAUGCUUCUGAACUGCGAACUGAGGAGUUACCUGAACAGAGAACCAAUGAAAAUAAUUCAUCUGUGCCAAAUAAUGAUGCUUCUGCUGAAGGUUUAGCUACUCGUAUGAUGCCCAAAAGUCCAAAUGAUAGUUCGAUGAGUAACGUGCCAACUCCUAAUCCUCCGUCACGUGAUGGAACUCCAUCAGGUAAUGUAGGAUAUAGACCAUGGGAACGAGGUUUAAAUGGACCAGAUUAUCAACCAUCAACUCCACAAUCAAUGACAGAGAUGGCAAAUGAUAUGAUACAUCAGCAAAGGCCCCCAAGUUCUCCUCUAGACAAAAAUAAUUUGAAAGAAGUCGACAAUAGAAAUUCUUUUAAAAAUCAAGAUUUUUUAUCAAAAUCAGCAUCGAUGUCUGAUGUUCAAGCUCCAAGAUCUGUAGAAACACCUGGUAGACCUCCUUCCUGCAUUUCGUCAGUUUCCAGUCCUACUGGAAUUCAUGAUUCACAAAUGCUAGAAGAAGCUAUGGAUCAUCCGGAUCUUCAGCAUUUAACUCCUCAUGCUCAAGGUUAUCCCACUUUAAUUCCUUCUUCUCGCCUUACUAAUAUCAAUAUGCAAGUUAAUAAUGCCUUACAAGUAAAUAACACAUUGCGACCAUUUCAAAAUGCCUUUAUGCCUAGCAAUAAUGCUCAAUUAACAUCUUAUAUUCCUGGAUCUCAAGUGAUGGUAGCAUAUCCAGAAGCCAAGCUACUGAAGUUGGACUCGGAAUUGGAUAUAAGAGGACACAAAGAAAACACAUUUCAAGUGCCUUCAGUGUCUUCCACUACUCCACGCCAGUCAAUGCAUAAUAAUAUUCCACCUCCUCAUCAAGCACAAAUUGAACAGUGGAAUCAGCCAAUGCCAAAUAUGACAUCUGUACCUGAGGCUGAAAAGGCCACUAGGAAAAAGAGGAAACGAUGUGGUGAAUGCCCUGGAUGUCAGACCAAAGCUAAUUGUGGUGCCUGUGGUCCUUGUAAGAGUGUGAGGAGUCACCAGAUUUGUAAAAUGAGAAAAUGUGAACAAUUGAAAACGAAGAAAGAAAAAGCUGCAGCUGCAAAAGCAAGUGGCCAGCUUUUGAUUGAUUCUGACAGUCAAAAUUUAAAUGGCAAUCAAAGUUAUACGAAUGAAAAUGACUCUCUUCAGCUUCCUGGAACACCUACUGGCUUUCAGCAACAUGAUUUCUUAAUGGCUGGCCAGUUGAAAAAUCUUAGUCAAUCACCAAACAAUAGCACCAGUUCUUUGUUUGAUUUGAAUUCAGCCUACCCAGCUUUUCCUUCACAAUCUCAGUUACUUGGUUUUAAUGGUCAAGCUGACUUGUUAAAAGGAGAAAAUCAGAAUGUUCCUGCUGAUCAUCAAUCUCUGUUAGAAUUCAGUGGAUCAACAACAAUGCAUGAAUUUGCACAGUCGCGACUGAAAAAUCUCUUAAAUACUCGUAAAACUCAGAAAGAACAGAUGCAAAAUUACUCCACUUCUCAAAAUGCUGGAAAUAUGUAUGCCGAACAGUCAAUAAGCCCAGUUGAAACUCCUCCACAACCAAAUGAAGGUGAAACAUAUGCUCAGCGACCACCUUCUACACCAUCAUCAAUGCGCAGCAGGGCAGGGAGCAAUCCUACCGAUUCUGGUAUAUCGAAUGAAGAAUCUGGUUAUUUAGGACAAUCUCUUGAACCCACAUAUGAAUCUCUUCAAAAUCUUGAUCCUUCACCUGAGUCUGGUUUGGCAUGGAGCAAGGCACCAUCUCCCAACAAAAUAGAUUUGGACAUUGUACAAAAUGGACAGAAUUCUGACAAAGAAGCCAAAAAGUUUGAGAUUGGAAAUGGCUCUAGUAAUUCAGAUGGAACUUUAAAUUAUUCUGGAUUAGGGCAAGAUACAGUUAAUGGUUAUUCUUACAGCAGGUAUUUUGAUCCUGCAAAUAAUCGUGAAAUUAACAAUGCAAGAGUUGAAUCUUAUGGUUCUGAAUCUUCUAACAGAGAUGCCUUUUCAAGUGCAGCUAAUAAUACUUCAGAAUACCCGUCUCAAAAUAAUCAGUCCAUGUAUGAUAAUUCUCGCUAUUUUCAACCAUCUUCAGAGGUCAAUUCAUAUUCUGGAAACACAGCUAAUGAAUCCUCCUCUCGGCCUGUUUUCACACCUACUUCAUCUGGACAAUCAACUCAAUCAUCUCCAUAUUCUCAACAUCCGACAGCUUCUCCAUCUAAUCGAGAGAAUGUAUCAUCUUAUUCAUCAAAUCAACAAAUAAAUUUUGAACCACCAAAUAAAACCAUUGAAACAUCGUCUGCUAAUAUCUCUGUAUCUGCAAAUAACCCAGUUGAAAGGGCAAGUAAAAUUUCUAACGAAACGUCUGAGGAAGGGAAUUUUUUAUUGAAUACGACCACAUCUAUGAAUACAUAUUCAAAUACUAUCAAUUCCUUUAAUGGAAUGAACUUUUCUACAUCAAAUACUUAUCCUACUCUUCCUGCUAUAGAUUCAUUAUUUAGUAUAGGCCAUACUGUGAUAUCAAAUACAUCAGAACUGGGCCAACUAAAAAUGACAUAUGCAAAUCAAGCUAGUGGCACCACUACAUUUCCUCUCUCUUCUGCCAUAGAUAGUGGUCGUAAUGAUGCACUCUCUGGAUUGGAUCCAGCUUCUUUUAAUAACAGCUUCUAUACUCAGCUACCAAAUUCAGUAUCUAAUCCAUUGCUGACAGCCAAUGUAAUCAACGCUGGAAAAAGCUUUUCCAAUCAGGCGGAUUGGUGGAGGCAGUCGAAAGAAGCUGAAAAGACAGAAGUGCCUCCUACUUCUCCUGACUGUGAAGUUGUAGAAAAUCAGUCUUCAAAUCCAUCCACGGUAUAGUUAAUUGCAUCUUUGUAGUUUGCAUUCCGAUGUCCUUCGGGGUUUAUGACUCGAAGACUACUUUUUCAAAUGAAAUAUUUCUAUAAAAUUUUUUAGUUUCAUAUAUGAAUUAUACUUUUCUCUUCCCUGCAUGAAAGAAUGAAAUGUUUUGUAUUGAAGUGCCAUUUCUCAUGAAUUUUUAAUAUUUUUGUUUUUAAUACUAGAAAUUUUUAUGUCAUAGUCAAUGACUUUUUAUAUGUACAACUCCUUAGCUUUAGCAGCUUUAUGUAUGAGGCAAUUUAUCUUUAUAAGUAUUACUUGUUUUUUCAUCUAAUUCUUAAUACCAGGGCUUCUUUAAACUAGGGAUCUUGACUCCCCCCAUCCCAAAUGAGGUCUCAUAAAUGAAUUUUUGGUUUAGAAAAGUUGGCUAAUCUAUAAAAAUGAAGCAAUAACAUUUUAUGAUUAAAAUUUAACAUUUUGUUCAUUAAUCCAUUUUUCACUAUAAUGUUUGAUUCUUCUGAAACUUUUUUAUACACUAAUGAGACCACAUAUAUUAAAAAAAAUUAUAAUAAAAUAUAAUAGGCAGACAAAUGGGAAAUUUUAAGAAGCUCUGCUUUAUAUUUAUGUGUCUACCUCAUUUGAUUGAUUUUUUUUAUUUGCUUAAGAUUAAUUAUCAUUAGAAAGAUGAAAGCACCAAUCAGCAGUCAAAUUCUGUGUGAUUUAUUUUGUGCACAGUGAGAUGUUUUUAUACUCAGGUCAAGUGUCGAUAACGAUUUAUUUAUUUGAUUUCUUAUUUAUUUAUGGCAAAGUUACUUAAUUUUCAUAAGAUAAUUUAUGUAUGUAGAAAAGGCAAGUAUUUCUGCUUUGGUUAUGACUUUAUCAUACUUUUAACAAUUAUUUUCUAAAAAAUAGUGGAAUAAUACAGAUUUUACACUUUUGGAAUUUUCGGUUUUGGGCGUCUGGAAAUAACAUUUUUGGAUAAUGUUGUUUAUAUUUAAUCAUUAAUUAUUUGACAUAUAAUUAGAAAAAAAAAAUGCAUUUUUGACCUUAAAAAUUUCUUACAAAGUCUAUAAAAUAUUUCAUGGCAGAAUAUUCCAUAUGAAAAUUAUUUUAAGUAUGGCCAUUUAAUAUUAAUUUUUAUAUUUGUUGGGUGAUAGAGAACAGAUCCAUAUUUAAAAUGAAGUUCAUUUGUUUCUUUCUAAGAUGAAUUAAUGCUUAUAAAUCAUAGUCUCUGAAAGAUUGAAAAGACAAUGAUUAAUUAGUUUUGGGGAAUACAUAUAUUGAUACAGUGUUUUUUGUAAUAAGAUUCAAACAUAGCUAAAAAUGAAAUCUUUAAUUUUUGUAAUUCAAUUUUAAAAUCAUUAUUUACUUUAAUAUUAAAACUUUAUCCAAUGACAGUUGAAUUUACAAAAUUAAAUGAAUAAAAAUUUACUAUUUUCAAAAAAUAAAUAAAUAAAAAAAAUGGCAUUUUAUAUUUAUUUUUUAAAUACUUGAAAAUUUUAUUAAUUUCUUAGUAUUCUCUAGGUAUUUUUCGAAUAAUUUUUAUUAUUCAGUUAGUUGCAGCUAUGUGCAGGUAAGUGAGGUAAGUGUAUAAGGGGUUUAUAAGAUAUAAGUGAUUUUAUUGAAUUGCAAAAAGCAAAUCAUUUUAUAGUUCAAUAAUGUCAUAUUUAAUUAUUUCAUUGAGUAAUAGUAUAUAUAUAUAUAUAAUAAUUUUUUCUUAUUGAAAUUUUGCUUCCUUAAAAUUGUAGCCUGCUUUGUGUGCUGCCUUCAUUAUAGCAUUAUAUUUUUGAGAUCUCAAAGGAGUGAUAAUUUAUUGGAUUAUAUUUCAUUGCUUUCAAUUAAGGAUUAAAUGUGUUAGGACCUUGCUUGUUGUGACAAAAACUCUCAGAUGGCCGUAAUCUUUCAAAUUCUUUAUUUUAAAAUAAUUUAAAUUAUUUAUUUAUGAAUAAAAAUAACCUAGCAAAUCAUCCCAUUUUUAAAGAUUUCUUUAAAAUUUGCUUAAUAUUUUCAAGUAAUUCUGUAACAAUAUAUGUUAUGAUAUGUAAUUUUUAUUUUACUAUUCUUCAGUUUUGGUGUCAGAAUAAAUUUGCAAAUAGGAAUUGUGUAAUUUUUUACUUUCUUAAAAGGCAGGAAAAAAGUCACAAAGUA
Argiope bruennichi is the source of this 5628-nucleotide messenger RNA. RefSeq names its product methylcytosine dioxygenase TET-like. Bases 286 to 3501 code for a protein of 1071 amino acids. The record is from RefSeq and is a predicted model, not a curated record. NCBI's taxonomy places the organism in Eukaryota, Metazoa, Arthropoda, Arachnida, Araneae, Araneidae. Gene Ontology annotation, molecular function: methyl-CpG binding; zinc ion binding. The transcript has 5 exons. Gene Ontology annotation, cellular component: nucleus.